This is a messenger RNA of Dendrobium catenatum, 2239 nucleotides long. RefSeq names its product E3 ubiquitin-protein ligase MBR2. The coding region runs from base 370 to 1968 and encodes 532 amino acids. NCBI's taxonomy places the organism in Eukaryota, Viridiplantae, Streptophyta, Magnoliopsida, Asparagales, Orchidaceae. Gene Ontology annotation, molecular function: ubiquitin protein ligase activity. The transcript has 7 exons. The record is from RefSeq and is a predicted model, not a curated record.
UGGUUGCGGUAUUCAUUAUCAUAGCCGCCUCUGGCUCUCCACGCCUCGCCUUUCCUUUGUCCCCACACUUUUUCUCUCUAGCGAUCGAUUUGUCAUCUUUCAUAGUGGGAACAACUGCCUGAAAGGUGCGUUGAAGGAAAGGAUUUGAUUUGGCUAUUUUUCGUGGAGAUUUCGAUCUAUUUUGGCUUAGAAGUGUGACUUGUCGCUGUGAAUUGAUGGUUUCUGUCGAUUGAUUGUGCCGACUUUGGAAGCUUUGACAGGUUUGGGCUGCCUUGAUUUCUUCAGUUAGUGCCCUAUUGUCAUUAACAAGCGAUUUUGCUAAACCAGUAAUUGCCGAAGUUCUGUUCUUCUACGGCAUCUAGAUCUUCUAUGGAUGACCAUACUAAGAAAAGACCAGCUGGUGGUCCUGAAUUAUCUAAAAGAAGUUAUGGUCUUUAUUUCAGAGAGCCAAAACGUGACGAGAGAAACUUUCACGACUGCAACCGCACAGGGUGGAUCACUGGGCAUAAUUCACUGAAAAGCCCUCAAAAUAACAGUUCUGAGAAACUCAAAUAUUUAAAGCCUCCUUUGAACUUUAGAAGUGUUAAUCCCAAUGCUGCAAGUUCUUCCAGAUCAUUUUCUUCAAGUAGCAAUUUGAAUAUAUCUUUCCAUGAAAGCAAAAUUGGAGAUUCUCUUGAAGCAGAUGUUUCAGAAUGCAGUAACAGACGAUGCGAGGAUGAAGAUGGUUUGAAUUUUGAUUUGGAGUUCCAUGGAAGAAAAAUGGUGACCGACUAUUCUCGGGGCCUUAAACCACCAAUUCUUCAUACUUUUCCAUCAAGUUCAACUAAAAUGAUGAGCAAUUCCAAUGCUACGUUUGCCAGCAGAUAUGGCAAGCAAAUUAGUCAAAGUUCUGUUAGUACCACUCAGGACAAUGCAAACCCACCUUUCCGUCAAUGUUUGAUACCAAGAAUUCCUAGUCAAUUGCCUAAAUCUGAUCCACAUGCUAUUGGUAGAUCACAUAGAUAUGGUCUGAAAAAUCUUGGUUGUGCAUCAAUUUCAGAUGCUCUUCCAUCGAGUUCUUCCUCUGAUGGACUUAAUCAAAGAGCUGUUUCACUCAGAAAAAAGUUUCAUGAUGGAGAAGGUUCUUCUAGUGGGAUUGCAUCGUUUCAAGUGCAAGGAGGACCUGAUGAUACCUCAAGGAUGACCAAAAGCCAAUACAACAACAGGAAUGCUACAGUUUCUGUUAGACCCUGCUCGAGCUCUGGAGGGGAAAGUAGCAAAAUAAGGUGGAAUGAUCAAGAAGAUGUGCACAAUUUUGAACUGCCUGGGCCUUUUAUGUACCCAAUGCGGACUCAUGCUCCAUUAGUAAUAUCUGAAGUUGCUCAGGCGAGGUCACCAUUGCCAUUUGAGUUUCAGAACACUUCAUAUGCUGUAAGACCACGGUCAAAUAGCCAGAGUUCUCGACAUAGGUCUGUUAUGUAUUCUGAAGAUGUUGGUGACUACAUUCGCUCGAACAUGGAAGGAACUGCAGGGGUUUUGCAAGCACUGGAGAGGAUUGAGCAAGAUGAAGAGUUGACAUAUGAGCAAUUAAUGGUUUUAGAGGCAAACUUACUAGAAGGUUUUAGCUUCUAUGAUCAACAUAGAGAUAUGAGAUUGGAUAUAGAUAACAUGUCGUAUGAGGAUCUUUUAGCUCUUGAGGAAAAGAUGGGAUCAGUGAGCACUGCCCUUCCGGAGGAGGCGCUUUCAAAAUGUCUCAAGAAAAGCACCUACAGAACAAACUUCCUCCGUAUGCCAGGACUCUCUGGCCAUGGUGAUGAUGAUUUCAAGUGUAGCAUUUGUCAGGAAGAAUAUAUGAUCGGAGAAGAAUUGGGGAGCCUUCCAUGCAAGCAUCAUUAUCACGUGACAUGCAUUCAACAAUGGCUAAGGUUGAAGAACUGGUGCCCCAUCUGUAAAGCUCCAGCGACAUCUUUAAACGAUCAGCAACCUUGAUUCUUCUACGCGUUUGUUCAUAAAAAAUUUCUCUCCACACAUUUGUAGGUAUGUGAACAUGUGCUUCUUUAACGCUGCAAUGAAAAAUAUUUACUGCAGUACACUAUCCUAUCUGCAUAUAAUUUAACAUUUUUUAGCAACCUCAGUGGAAAUGUUCUCUUGAUGGGUUCUCUUAGGCUCUGUUUAAUUUUGAAGGGUGAAAGAGAGGAAAUGAAAAAAUAAAUCAAAAUCGGAAUGAUAAAAGAUUCGAGUCGAAAUUAGUUUUCUUUCA